AUGAAGAUAUUGAUGCAUUGCAAAAGCCUUCAAAUACUCCUCCUUGCGCAUUCCUUUAAUGGUGAAGGAAUGCCAUCUGACGAUGACAUGGUUAGUUUUGAUGGAUUUCGAAAUCUUCGAUUUUUGAGCUUGGCGCAUUGUGAUCUCACAAGUCGAAUACCUGUAUGGUUAGCAAAGCUAAAGAGCCUAGAGAUCUUGGCUCUGGAUGGCAACAAAAUCACAGGGACAAUUCCUAGCUGGUUGGGGACUGAUCUACCAAGACUUUUUAAUAUAGGCUUGUCAAUGAACCUUAUUUCAGGUGAAUUUCCGAAAGAACUUUGUAGACUACCGGCGUUGGUACAUGAACUUAUUGCAGCUCAAGCAGACCAAUAUGAACUCGAAUUGCCAAUCUACAUUACGAAGAAUAGCGGGGUACUAGUUUCUCAUGGAUUACGCAGCAUAUUGUAUGGCUUUCCUUCAUGGAUAGAUCUUUCUUCCAACAACAUUACCGGUAAUAUACCGUCUGAGAUCGGCCAACUGCAGCUUCUCCAAGAGUUGUAUCUAUACGACAACAACUUCUCCGGCAACAUUCCGGACCAAAUGUCUAACCUUAAGAUGUUAGAAGUUUUGGAUCUCUCCGAGAAUCACUUGUCCGGAAAAAUCCCAUCGUCUCUGGCGAGCCUUAAUUUCUUGGCUAUCUUUAAUGUCUCAUACAAUAAUCUCGAAGGACCAAUCCCAACAAGCACUCAGCUCCAAAGCUUUGAAGCUUCUGCAUUUGAGGGGAAUCCAAAACUUUGCGGUGCACCGCUUCCAAACGAGUGUCGCAUUGAUGCGCAUGAUAAGAAUAACCAAGAUGAUGAGGACGAUGGGCAUCAACUACCGUGGUUCUAUAUUUUCACUGUGUUCGGGUUUAUUUUCGGAUUCUGGGGAGUAUGUGGAAAGCUACCUUUGUCUCUAACAUCCGGAAACAUCCAGACACCCGAUUUGUCAAGCAAUUACUUCCAUGGUCCAAUUCCAUCUUCGUUCUUCAUGCUUGCUUGGAAUUUGACAAGUUUCAACGUCAGCAACAAUGCCUUCUCCAGCUACAUCCCGUCCUCUAUAUGUCUCCAUUCUAACCACUUGAUUAGAGUGUUGGAUUUUUCCUCAAACCAAUUCAGUGGCAACAUUUUACCCAGUUUUGGGAGGUGUUCCGAGCUGCAGAUUUUUCGUGCUGGUCACAAUAAUCUCUCAGGGCUACUUCCAGAAGAUAUCUAUAAUGCUACCAAACUCGAAGAAAUUGCAGUACAUAUGAAUUCACUGUAUGGAGGCAUUAGUGAGAGAAUUGUCAACCUCAGCAGCCUCGCAAUCCUUGAUCUCUCCUUCAAUCAACUGAGCGGAGUACUCCCUCUCUAUUUGGGGAAGCUAUCCAGGUUAAAAAUCAUAACCCUCGAUUUCAACGACCUACAAGGUCUUUUGCCCCAGUCUUUGAUGAAUUGCACCAGCCUUGUAGAACUACGGUUGGGACGAAAUAACUUGGAAGGAGACAUUACCAAGCUUAAUUUCUCCAAACUUGUUCAGCUUACUAAACUUGACCUGUAUAGGAACAACUUCACUGGUAAGUUGCCAACAAGCUUGUACUCAUGUAGAUCCCUGAAAGCAGUUCGGUUAGCUUCGAACAAUCUAGAGGGACAAAUACAACCUGAGAUUCUUUCACUAAACUCUUUGUCCUUCCUCUCUCUUACUGAGCUCCGAUUGGAAAAUGUCACGAGAGCAAUGAAGAUAUUGAUGCAUUGCAAAAGUCUUCAAAUACUCCUUAUGGAUACCUUUAACGGUGAAGGAAUGCCAUCUAACGACGACAUGGUUGGUUUUGAUGGAUUUCGAAAUCUUCGAAUUUUGAGCUUGCCAUUUUGUGAUCUCACCGGUCGACUACCUGUAUGGUUAGCAAAGCUAAAGAGUCUUGAGAUCUUGGAUCUAGCAGGUAACAAAAUCACAGGGUCAAUUCCUAGCUGGUUGGGGACUGAUCUACCAAGGCUUUUUUCUAUAAACUUGGCAAUGAACCUUAUUUCAGGUGAAUUUCCGAAAGAACUUUGUAGAAUACCGGUGUUGGUACAUGAACCUAUUGCAGCUCAAGCAGACCAAUAUGAACUCGAAUUGCCAAUGUACAUUAUGAACAAUGGCCGGUUGUCUCUAGAUAACAACAACUUCUCCGGCAACAUUCCAAACCAAAUGUCUAACCUUAAGAAGUUAGAAAUUUUGAAUCUCUCCAAGAAUCACUUGUCCGGAAAAAUCCCAUCGUCUCUGGCAAGCCUCAAUUUCUUGAAUAGCUUUGUUGUCUCGUACAAUAAUCUUGAAGGUCCAAUCCCAAUAAGCACUCAGCUCCAAAGCUUUGAAGCUUUGGCAUUUGAGGGGAAUCCAAAACUUUGUGGUGCCCCACUUCCAAACGAGUGUCGCACUUAUGCGCAUGGUAAGAAUAACCGCGAUGAUGAAGACGAUGGGCAUCAACUACCGUGGUUCUAUAUUUCGGCUGUGUUCGGUUUUAUUUUUGGAUUCUGGGGAGUAUGUGGUUCUUUGAUCGUAAAGAAGACAUGGAGGUAUGCAUACUUUCAGUUCACAGACAAUGUACAGGAUAGGCUCUAUGUCAUGUUAGCAGUGCGCCUGAAUAGGAUGAAACGAUGGCUUAGCUAA
Messenger RNA from Pyrus x bretschneideri (Chinese white pear), 2643 nucleotides. Its product is annotated as receptor-like protein 2. Lineage: Eukaryota; Viridiplantae; Streptophyta; Magnoliopsida; Rosales; Rosaceae. Gene Ontology annotation, molecular function: protein binding. The transcript has 3 exons. Bases 1 to 2643 code for a protein of 880 amino acids. The record is from RefSeq and is a predicted model, not a curated record.